Molecule: messenger RNA, 537 nt
Organism: Rangifer tarandus platyrhynchus (Svalbard reindeer)
Lineage: Eukaryota; Metazoa; Chordata; Mammalia; Artiodactyla; Cervidae
Source: the annotation of a GenBank genome assembly
AUGGUCGCCUCUGCCCGCGACCCCUCCGGCGACGAAAAUCAGGAGAACCCAGAGGGGCGGCGCCGCCGCCUCCAGUUCUCCGUCGGCCCCACUCAAGCUGGUUAUUUCUUCUCAGCUCCAGCUCCCUUCCUCCAGCAGCUGCUGUUCCAGAAGCUCCGGGCUGUUGGGUCCUCGGCUCCCAGGGGCCCUACAGGGCGGCGGGCAGCUGUGGAGGGGCGAGGGGAAGGCGAGCCUCGGGCCGGCAGCGCGCAGCUCUGCGGAGCGCGGCGCGGGGACCUUACUCGCUGGGUGGAAGAGGGGGCGCUAGCGGGCAGGAGGCCUUGCCCGGGUGCCGGAGCGGGCGCGCGGCGAGCCCCAGGACGCCCCGGCUAUGGGGCGGUGCCUGGGCAGCCCCUCGGGGGCGCGCCCUCUGUAGCUUUUGGCUGGGAACCAGGCUGCCGCCUCCGAGCAGCCCUCCGCAGCGCUGCCUUCGAGCUACGGGUGGAGGCCCGGGAGGCAGGCGAGGGAAGCGGGGGCGUGACUGAGGCGGUGAAGUAG